AAACACUUAACAAACCAUCUCUGCCAAAAUCGAAGCCUCCUUCAUCCUCGUCGCUGGCCAAGCCACCCCUCACCGUCUACAACGUUGAUUCAUCAUAACCACGUCGGAUACAACUUCGCCCUCUUCAGUGUUUCAUCCUUGCCUUCCGCUGCCUCGUCUGACGCCGAAAGGGGGGACAAAUCUCGAGCCUACGCUUCUCUCCCUAAGGAUUGUCCUCUUUGGAGUAGAUCAGGCCGCCAUGCUCGACCUCUCAUCGGGGGUGGCUGGGAGUGUUUCCUCGUCUACCUCGAUGUACUCUUCGUCUUCGUCGGCGUUUUCAAUUUCCAGUAGCAAUAUGUUUUAGUACAAGGAUGGUGUGCCCCAACGAUCCCUUGCAGCAUAGUUUGAGGAUGGGCUUCUAGGGUUCUCGCAUUUCCACCCUGGGGUGCCGAGGAAGGUGCCAAGAUCACCUUACAAGUUCUGGUUCUCAAAUUUGAAGCUGACAUGGACAUCGAAGCAUAUAGUGAAGAAUCCAAAUGUUCUGUCAUUGAUCAUGGAGAAGAGGUUGAUGUCCAGGAAAAACUUAUGGUUCCACUAUUGAGGAGACACAUGAACCACCAACGACCUUCGAAGCGACAUGGUGUCCCAAUUGUCCAUGCCUUUCUUGGAUUCUCUUCCUUUGCUCGGACUAUUUUAUUCAGCUGCUUUGCCCCUGCCUAUUCGCAUUCCGCCUUCAUUAAGCCACUAGAUUCCAUUCCUGAGCUGAAACCCACUAAAUGUCUUGAACAUGUCAAAUUUGAAGAAGUGGAUGAAGACGAGGAACAAGUUGACAUGCUACAUGCAGAUUUUGGGUUCUUUGACCCUAAGCCGGGGGAUUUUAGUGGGGUGAAACUUCUUCUUCACAAUUGCCUUGGCAACAAGCCAUGGGACCUCACUGGUUUUGUGGAUUUGAUCUUGGAGCAGACAACUGUUGGUACAGUUGUCAAAUUGGAUGAGCAAGAUGAAGUAGGGCAUGUAAAUGAUGAUGAUGGUGGUCCUUUUGGCAUUAUCAGUGUUAUUAAUCUGCAAAGAUACCAGGUCAUCCUUAGUAAACCUAUGUCAUCUUUUGCUUUGCUCAUUUUUUGUGCUGCAAUAUGAAGUUUUAUUGCUCCCAGCAUCACAGAUGAAUUAAGUAACUCAAAGGGUUCUUGCUUGAAGCAUGUACUGAGGAAUCCACAAACUAAAAGAUGAAGACAUAUUUGGAAUGACAAGUGGGUGAUGUGGGCCUUUUAGUUUCUCAACGCUUUGUCAACUGCCCCUACCAGUUAGUGCCUCCAUGGUAUGAUGCAUUAUUUGAUGAGAUAGCAUAGGCAACUGAAGAUGAGGUUAGCAACAAACGGUUGUACAUGAAACAACUUUAAAGGUGCAUUUGUCUUUUGGUUAUUUAUACUUCUACUUGUUUCUUUCAGCCAACGUAGGAGUUUAGGGAUUCCUUUUGUUUCAAGUAUUAUGUGUUGGUUACUAGAAGUUUUGAGGUAGAUUGAUUGCCUUAUCAUUGGGGUUAGUUUGCAUUAGUAUUCUUGGGUUGUUGGUCAUCAAUAAUUGUAGCCAAGAUAAAGAACAAUUAGUAUUCUCUUUCUCAUGAAAUACUAACAGCUAUGGUCAUUGUAAGUGAUGUCUCUCAAGUAGUGUGUAGCAAAGCAAACAUGAAGGGCGAUGUUGAUUUUAGGGACUCUAUAAUAUAUAUAUCAAGCCAAAGGACGAGAUUUUUUAAGAGGUUCUAUGGAAGUAAGUUAAAUUGCAAAGCUUACUGACAAAAUCUUUCACAUUUUUUCUCUCGAUUUCAGCUGAGCUCACUUUCAUUUACUUUUUCUUUGCGUGCUGCGAGGUCAUCUCCUAGUUGAGAAUUGGAAGGUCAAUGCUGAAUGGAGGUAUCCAACUGAAGAUAGAUAGGUGGAUGUUUCAACCGAAGAUGGAUUGGUUUCACAUGCCAAUUAUCUUCAAAUCUGGAUGAUGUCUGGUUAAUGUUUGUGUUAAGCAAUGUAUCUAUUAUUUUGGGAACUAUCUUCGAAUCUAGAUAUGUCAAGUUCCGA
Messenger RNA from Zingiber officinale, 2051 nucleotides. Its product is annotated as protein BCCIP homolog. The record is from RefSeq and is a predicted model, not a curated record. Gene Ontology annotation, cellular component: nucleus. Bases 484 to 1116 code for a protein of 210 amino acids. NCBI's taxonomy places the organism in Eukaryota, Viridiplantae, Streptophyta, Magnoliopsida, Zingiberales, Zingiberaceae. The transcript has 6 exons.